Molecule: messenger RNA, 843 nt
Organism: Aspergillus terreus NIH2624
Lineage: Eukaryota; Fungi; Ascomycota; Eurotiomycetes; Eurotiales; Aspergillaceae
Product: Mob1/phocein family protein
Exons: 4
Coding region: 1-843 (280 amino acids)
Biological process (GO): signal transduction; positive regulation of protein phosphorylation; cell division
Cellular component (GO): nucleus; cytoplasm
Molecular function (GO): protein kinase activator activity
Source: RefSeq, a predicted model, not a curated record
AUGUUCGUGCCAUUCUUUUCCCCUGCAUCAUCCACCGUCCCGUCAUCCAAGUCGUCGUCAGCAUCAGCAUCAGCAUCAUCCCCCCCAGACUCUUCCCCUCCUUGCGGUACCAUCCGUACCCCUCGUGUUCCCAUCCUCCCACCCCCGUCAUAUCUGUCGCCAGUGGUUCGGCCUCUACAUAACGCUUUCCUUGGACUGACUCCCCUCAGCAAUGCGCGCACCCGCGCCCCCUUCAAGCCGCGCUCAGCAGCCAAGGGCACGAGCAGUUACCAGCUGAGACAAUUUGCCGAAGCCACGCUGGGAAGCGGUAGUCUGCGCAAGGCCGUGAAACUGCCGGAAGGCGAGGAUCUGAAUGAAUGGCUUGCGGUGAACGUGGUGGAUUUCUACAACCAAAUUAACCUCCUCUACGGUUCGAUUACGGAGUUUUGCUCGCCCCAGUCAUGUCCUGAGAUGAAGGCGACCGAUGAAUUCGAGUAUCUGUGGCAGGACUCGGAGAACUUCAAGCGACCCACGAAGAUGUCGGCGCCGGAGUACAUCGAACAUUUGAUGAGUUGGGUGCAGAGCAAUGUCGACAACGAACAGAUGUUCCCCAGCCGGCUGGGUGUCCCGUUCCCCAAAGGCUUCACCAGUCUUGUGCGUCAGAUCUUCAAGCGGUUAUACCGUGUGUAUGCGCAUAUCUACUGCCACCACUACCCGGUGAUUGUGCAUCUGGGACUGGAACCGCACCUCAACACCAGUUUCAAGCACUAUGUGCUGUUCAUCGAUGAGCAUCGGUUGGCGAGUGGAAAGGAUUUCUGGGGGCCGUUGGGAGAUUUGGUGGAGAGUAUGCUGCGAAGCGAUUAG